Molecule: messenger RNA, 2934 nt
Organism: Salvia miltiorrhiza (redroot sage)
Lineage: Eukaryota; Viridiplantae; Streptophyta; Magnoliopsida; Lamiales; Lamiaceae
Product: protein FAR1-RELATED SEQUENCE 5-like
Exons: 4
Coding region: 1-2934 (977 amino acids)
Molecular function (GO): zinc ion binding
Source: RefSeq, a predicted model, not a curated record
AUGAACUUUGAUUUGAAUGAAGCUCCCUUUGAUGAUCUCGGAGAUGAAGAUAGGUGUGUAUAUGUUGAAGAUUCUGUGGAUGUUGAAGAAGUCAGACAUGUUGACGAUUUUGAAGAUGUUGUACAUGUUGAAGAUGUUGAAGAAAGUGAGCAAAGUUUACCAGAUGAUAAUGAAAAUUUGGAUGAUGGACAGUUUGAACCCCAUUUGAAUUCAGAUUCAGAUGCAAAUCUGAAUGAUGAAGAUUUUGAUUUGGUGGAUCAAUUUGAAACAAAAUUUCAACCAGGGGAACCCGUGCCAGAUCCUGAUACAGCUUACCUUCUAUAUUGUGAGUACGGAAGACUUAAGGGCUUUAGCGUGACAAGACGUAACCAAGAUUACUUCACAGGCACUAAAAUAUGGCGUUUCAAAGAAUUUGUUUGUUCCUGCAAUGGCAAGAGUGAUUGCAAAGCAUCUGAUGGAAGGAUGCCAACUUACAAGAAGCAAGUUCGGAGGUGUUCGUGUAAGGCAAAGCUAAGAGUGUCACGCAAGUGGGAGAAGGAAUGGAAAGUUUCUUCAUUCUACACAGAGCACAAUCAUGAAUUAUUUCCGACUCAGCAAUCUUAUUUGCUACGAUCAGCGCGUAAUUUGUCGACUUAUAAGAAAUCUUUGCUAGAAGCCAUGCAGUCAGUCGGCAUUAGCAUUGCUAAGGCUUGUAGAUUCAUGGAGAAGGAGUCCGGCGGUCCUCAAAAUUGUGGUUUUACUAGGAAGGAUGCAUAUAAUCACAUUAAUGGGCUUAAGAUGAAGACGAAAGUAGAGAACGGUGAUGCAAAGUGCCUUGUUGAAUAUUUUACGACGAAGGCAAAUACAGAACCAUUCUUCUAUUGGGACUUUGAACUUGAUGAUGAGGGCCGACUUCUUAAUUUCUUCUUCAGAGACACACGCAGCUCGUUGGACUAUGAGUAUUUCGGCGAUGUCUUAUCUGUGGAUAGUACAUAUCGGACGAACAAGUACAAACUUGUUUGUGUACCUUUUGUUGGUGUCAACCACCACUUGAAUAAUGUGAUGUACGGAAUGGGUUUUUUAUCAGAUGAAACUAGCCGAUCGUAUGAAUGGCUACUUACUACUUUUUGGGCGAGCAUGUCUUGUAAAGAACCAGAGGUGAUUUUUACAGAUCAAUGCCAAUCUCUUAUGAAUGCAGUUGAUAUCGUAUUUACAACUUCUAGUCAUCGUCUUUGCCAAUGGCAUAUCAAUCAGAACGCGCCAUCUCAUUUCGGAAAACUGAACGGGAGUUCUAUCUUCAAGAAAGCUUGGUUUCAUUGUAUGAAUGGCUGUGAUACGGCUGGCGAAUUUGAAGAUGCGUGGAAAACUAUGAUUGAUCAGUAUGCGCUUGGUGAUCAUAGAUGGUUUAACACCAUGUACGGUUUGAAGACUAGAUGGUCAUCUGCAUUUACGAAUCACCGAUUCUGCGCCGGCCUACAUGCUACAUCACGUAGUGAGGUAACCAACAAAGUUCUAAAGAGCCUUUGUAAUGCGAGCACAUCUCUGCAUGAUUUUGUGCUUAAGUUCGAAGAAAUACAGAUUGAGUGGAGUCGAAAAGAAACUGAAGAGGAUGCACUUUGCAUAGGAGUGCCCGGGUUAUUUGUUCUAAACAAUGAACUUAUGAAGGGUGCGGCUAAAGUAUUGACAAGAAGUGUUUUUCGAAAAAUUGAGCAGCAGGCAGCUUAUUCGAUGAAUGUGGAUUUAAUCAAAGGUCCAUCACGAUAUGAUUCGGAUGACCUCCAGUUUACUGUGACCUCUGGUUUUGGUGGUGGAAAGCCCAGGUAUAUUGAAUUCAAUAGGGAAACCCAUCUUUGUACGUGCACUUGUCGGCUAUUCGAAACUGCAGGUUUUUUGUGUUCUCAUAUUUUCAAGAUUUAUUUUCUUAUGAAUGUGAAAAAAAUUCCCAACGAAUAUUUGUUGAAGAGGCUAUCUCUGGCUGCCAAGCAAAGAAUUAUCACGAAUGUUGCUGCCGACAAUGUAGUUGAUAAUGAUUCCGCCCUACAUGUAUCUGGUUUGGCUUUCGCAAAUCAGGUCAUGCGUACUACAUAUGAGCUUAGUGAAUAUGCAAAAGUCAAUUCUGAUAAGCGUGGGCUUAUAUUGACCAGACUUGCCUCAUUGUGCAAGGAGGUUUAUGGUUCGAAUGAUGUUCAGAAUGGGUUGCCAAGAGAUGGCAGUGAAGUGCCGAAAGGAGAUUGCUCAAAGGGUGUUGAGAACUCCUCGGCAGGAGCGCAGUAUGAGUUGCCGAAGACACGUGGUUCGAAGGUUGCUGAGAAAGCCUCGGCAGGAGAGAAGAAGCAAGGGCUGCCGGAGAGACGUGGUUCGAAGGGUGUUGAGAAUGCCUCGGCGGUAGAGCAGCAUGAGUUGCCGAAGAGAGGUGGUUCGAAGGCUGCUGAGAAUGCCUCGGCAGGAGAGCACCAUGAGUUGCCGAAGAGAGGUGGUUCCAAGGCUGCUGAGAAUGCCUCGGCAGGAGAGCAGCAUGCGAUGCCGAAAAGACCUGGUUCGAUGACUGUUGAGAAGCCCUUGGCAAGAGAGCAGCCUCAAUUGCCGAAAGGAGGUAUUUCAUUUCGCAAUCCGAAAGUUGCCAAAACACGUGGUGAAACGAAUUCAACAAUUAUUCGCCAUUGGGAUAGAUCUAAAAGUAAGGGUAAAAAGAAAGUAUCUAACAAGAAAUCCGGUUGUAAAUUUGGUGGUUCGCAGAAACGAAAGUUGCAUGAAGCUCAAGCCGCCCCUUCUGAUAGUAAUGCUACGCCAUACGAAAGUCCUUCGGUAUCGGAAUGUUGGGAUACUACUUUUGGUUGGACACGUGCUGAUGCUAAAAGAUACAUUCAUAUUAGUGACAAUGAAGACCGGAUAAAUCACACCCCGGAAGAUGACUUUCAGGACUUGGACUUGGAAUUUAGUCUCUCAAGGAAUUGA